This is a messenger RNA of Gymnodraco acuticeps, 497 nucleotides long. RefSeq names its product enolase 4-like. The transcript is spliced from 3 exons. The annotation marks the transcript as partial. NCBI's taxonomy places the organism in Eukaryota, Metazoa, Chordata, Actinopteri, Perciformes, Bathydraconidae. The record is from RefSeq and is a predicted model, not a curated record.
AAACGCACAACAUACUGAGUGCGUACACAGUGAAGACACCUUGACAUGGCUAACAGGCUCUCUGAGGAGGAGCAGGACCUGCACCACAUGAAGAGUGCAGCAGCAGAGUUCUACCGGCUCAACAGAGUCCCCCAGGAGCUAGAGAGGGCCCUGAACCAGCUCUUCAUCCACAGGCCCGAAGACGUUCACGGUUACCUGGCAGACUACUUUCAAAAGCUGUGUGCAGCCCCGAGGAUCAGCCGGCUGAGGGGAAAGGAGGUUUAUGAUGCAAGAGGACAACUCUCCAUUGAGGCAGAGGUCUUCUGCAUUGUCUGCAACAAAGAAAAGAGCAUGUCCUCAGCUGCUGUCUCCAGCCUCUCUGGGCCCAAGGAGGCUCUCCUGGACCAGCAGAGGGCUGCUGACGUGAGGACUGCUGCUCAGUGGAUCAAUGAGCCUCUGAGCACCAUGCUGAAGGGCACGAACCCCUGCGAGCAGUCCGAGGUGGACCACAUGCUCAG